AUGAACGCCCCAGCACAGAUAAAGUCCUCUCCUUCCGGCGGCGGCACGUUCGACUGGCAGGAUCCGUUUCACCUUCGGGAACAGCUUCAGGAAGACGAGCAGCUCAUCCAGGACACGGCCCGCGCCUUCGCGCAGGAAAAACUUCUUCCGCGCGUGAUCGAUGCCUAUCGGGAAGAAAAGACCGACCGGGGCAUCUUCAAUGAAAUGGGUGAACUUGGCCUGCUGGGUGUCACGCUGCCGGAAGAAUACGGCUGCGCCGGGGCUUCCUACGUUUCCUAUGGGGUUGUCGCACGUGAGAUCGAGCGCGUCGAUUCCGGAUAUCGGUCAAUGAUGAGCGUGCAGUCCUCGCUCGUCAUGUAUCCCAUCCAUGCCUAUGGCUCCGAAGACCAGCGACAAAAAUACCUGCCAAAACUGGCGAGUGGCGAGUUCGUCGGAUGUUUCGGCCUGACCGAACCGGAUGCCGGUUCUGACCCUGCCGGAAUGCGCACCCGUGCGGAAAAAACGGAUGGUGGAUACAAGCUCACCGGCACGAAGAUGUGGAUUUCAAAAGCGCCCAUCGCCGAUGUGUUUGUCGUGUGGGCGAAAUCGGAGGCCCAUGACGGCGCCAUCCGCGGUUUCGUGCUCGACAAGGGCAUGAAAGGCCUUUCGGCGCCAAAGGUCGGCGGAAAACUUUCGCUGCGCGCUUCCAUCACCGGUGAAAUCGUCAUGGAUGGCGUCGAAGUCGGCGAAGAUGCUCUUUUGCCCAAUGUCUCGGGACUGAAGGGACCGUUCGGUUGCCUGAACAGGGCACGUUACGGCAUUGCAUGGGGCGCCAUGGGAGCUGCAGAAGACUGCUGGAUGCGCGCGCGCCAAUACGGCCUCGAUCGCGAGCAAUUCGGCCGGCCGCUGGCGCAAACACAGCUGUUCCAGAAAAAGCUUGCCGACAUGCAGACCGAAAUCACCCUGGGUUUUCAGGCAGCGCUGCGGGUCGGGCAGCUUUUCGACGCGGGCCGUGCCUCACCGGAAAUGAUCUCGAUCAUCAAGCGUAAUAAUUGCGGCAAGGCCCUGGAGAUUGCCCGCCAGGCGCGCGACAUGCAUGGCGGUAACGGUAUCCAGGAAGAGUAUCACGUCAUGCGGCACAGCCAGAACCUUGAAACCGUCAAUACAUAUGAAGGCACGCACGACAUUCAUGCCCUGAUCCUCGGCCGUGCCCAAACCGGCCUGCAGGCAUUCUUCUAA
Molecule: messenger RNA, 1218 nt
Organism: Effrenium voratum
Lineage: Eukaryota; Dinophyceae; Suessiales; Symbiodiniaceae
Source: the annotation of a GenBank genome assembly